AGGAGUUCCACGACCUCCUCCUCAACAUGUUCUGGUUCUGCAAGCUCCACGAGGUCUUCCAGGAGAUCGACAGCUCCGGGGACGGGCUCGUCAGCCUGGAGGAGUUCCAGGCAGGCAUGAAGGCCUUGGGCAUGCACCAAUCCGGGGACCUCCAGAGGGACUUCCGGGAGCUCGACCGAGACGGCGGCGGCACCGCCGACUUCAAGGAGUUCUGCAUGUGGGUCCGGAUGAAAGUCUCGCCGGAGCACAACCACGCAUUCGACACGGACAAGCAGUGCGCCUCGAAGAUAACCAAGAAGCAGCCGGCCGAGGCCACGAGCGGGGUGGUCGCGAGGAAGAAGUCGUUCGCAGACUUUGACGCGCUGGAGAAGAAGCUGAAGGGCCUCUGCGCCGAGGAGAGCGGCAAGGGAAUGCAGAAGUUGUGGACGCGCCUGGACUUCAACGGCAACAAUCUGGUGUCUCUGG
Messenger RNA from Prorocentrum cordatum, 465 nucleotides. Lineage: Eukaryota; Dinophyceae; Prorocentrales; Prorocentraceae. The record is from the annotation of a GenBank genome assembly.